Messenger RNA from Trichosurus vulpecula (common brushtail), 3717 nucleotides. It is a transcript of the gene SZRD1, whose product is annotated as SUZ RNA binding domain containing 1. The record is from RefSeq and is a predicted model, not a curated record. The coding region runs from base 214 to 639 and encodes 141 amino acids. Lineage: Eukaryota; Metazoa; Chordata; Mammalia; Diprotodontia; Phalangeridae. The transcript is spliced from 5 exons.
GGGGAGGGGGGGUGGGAAGCGGCGAGUAAGAUGGAAGAUGAGGAGGUCGCUGAGAGCUGGGAGGAGGCGGCCGACAGUGGGGAAAUAGACAGACGGUUGGAAAAAAAACUGAAGAUCACCCAAAAGGAGAGCUAAGUGAGGAGAUCGCAGCCCAGGGCUGGUCUCCAGUUGGGGAGUGGGCCACAGUCAUUCUCCAGAGAAGCUCUGUCGGGGAUGCUCAGCGCUGCCUCUUCUCUAGCUCUCCUGGCUUCCCACUUCCUUGAUCAGACUCCUGGCUCCAGCAGGAAAUCUACGUCUCCUCCCAAAGUGCCCAUCGUUAUUCAGGACGAUAGCCUUCCCUCAGGACCCCCUCCUCAAAUACGGAUCCUCAAAAGGCCCACAAGCAACGGGGUUGUCAGUAGCCCCAACUCUACCAGCAGGCCAGCCCUCCCUGUGAAGUCUUUGGCCCAGCGUGAGGCGGAAUACGCUGAGGCCCGGAAGCGGAUCCUAGGUAGUGCCAGCCCUGAGGAAGAGCAAGAGAAGCCCAUCCUUGACAGGCCAACCAGGAUCUCUCAGCCCGAAGACACCAGACAGCCCAAUAAUGUGAUCAGGCAGCCCCUGGGUCCUGAUGGUUCACAAGGCUUCAAGCAGCGCAGAUAAAUGUGGGAGCGAGAGGAUGCUGCCGCCGCUGCCCCCACCACCGCCAGGGUCGUCCGCCAUGGGUCGCACUGCCGUGGCGGACAGCUGGACUUGAGCAGAGGGAACGACCUGAUUUACUUGCACUGUGAUCCCCUUUGCUCCGCCCACUGUGACCUUGAACCCCGUGCACUGUGACCCCCGACCCCCUCCUCCCACUGUGAUUGGCACAUCGACAAGGGCUGUCCCAAGUCGCUGUAAAAGGAGAAGGUGGGGGCAUGAGGUGGGUUGGGGGGCCCACCGCAGACUCAGAGUGGAGAGUCAGAUGGUGCCACUUGGGGUGAAGCCAGUGCCAGCAAUAACAGUUUAUCAUGCUCAUUAAUUUGGGAUUUCAAAACACAAAUGGGAGCGCCCCCAAACGUGCAUGUCUUCAUCACUUAAAUAGCAAGUUCCAUUUGAAAGGAUUGUUUUCUUUUUUUUUCCUUUUCUUUUUUUUUUUUUUGUUUGUUUCAGAGUCUGAUUUGCCAGGAGAAGUGCAUGGGAGGGGUUUUAGCUGUUAAAUGAAUUUUCGUUUUAAUUGAGAAGGGUAGUUGAUAGUCUUCUAAGAUGUUUCAAUGAAUUUGCAGAAACAUUAACAGAUUGGAUUUUGGCAAGCUUAGCUUCUUGUUCUCUGUUCCUAUUGCUGCCCCCGGGAGGGCCCCCCCCCUCCCCUCCCUUCCCAGUCACCUAUCCUCAGCUGAGCCUCCUCUUGUAGAGGCCCUUCAGUGAGACCAGGCCAGAGAGCUGGGGCUGGCAGGAGGCACCGCUGGUAUUCAUGGAGGUGGUGAAAGCAGACAGGCUUGCCCUCCCUUUCUCCCCAGGCUGGUCUCCCCACCCUAGCAUUCACAUGGGCUAUUUCCAGCCAAGAGUUCAGGGUGAGGGAGGGAGAGAGACUUGUCAUACCCAGGUUUACAAGCAAGGAAAACUAGAUUUAUUCAGUAUUUUGAUUUCUUAUCCAAGGAAAACAUGGGAAUGAGUCUGGCUCCAAGGCCUCUGCUGAUAAACCAUCUGUGUACAGUGUUGUCAGAGGGUAGCUCGAUUUCCCAGCGACAGCAAGGUUUGAACUCAUAGGAGCCCGAGGCCCCACUAUCGCUCAGCUUAUGGUACCAGUCCAGAGCUGAACCUGGCACAUUUCCUUGUAGGAGUCAUUGCUUUGGGGACUAACCAUACCGAAUAACAUUGGGAAGAAGCCCCCGUUCAUGCAUUGGUUGGUGAUGACAGACUGGUUCCCUGUAGGUCAAAGCUACAGUGUUCACUCACCUCGCCUAGAUGCCCAGCCUUCCAAAGCAGGGGCCGGAGGAGGGUGUUUUACACCCCAUCUGAAUUCUGGAAAUUCAGCUUGGCCCCUUAGACCGGGGCAGAGGAAGUAGGUGUUGCCUAAAGUGGCUUCCUCCUGGGUACAUGUGUGUCCGUGCUGCCUGUACACUGGGGAGAUGUCUGCCUUUCUUCUCAGUCCCCAUCUACUCUCUUCUACUGCACUGAUUCUUCCUAUGACUUAGUAUCCAAUGCCCGCUUCUGAUUUUAACUGACAAGUUUCCAAGGGAUUGGGAAAUUGUUGCAUUUCACAGGUAGCAUGUGUUCACUGCCAAGCCAUAUUUAGACCCAGUGCGGCAGGUUGAAUUUGCUCGGGGGCCCCUGAGCCUUGCCUUGUUUCAGUGGUGGCAUGUGCGCUGUCUCUCCUGUCCUGUUUUAUCCUAUCCUGCCAUGGGGGUCAGGCCCAGCAGGGGGAAAGGGCUACAAUUAGGAGACAGCCUGCUGCUCUUUGCAGUCACUGCCUGCCCCAAAGUGAGGGUCUAAGUGGGUUGAUCCCGAGGAGGGAUGGUGCCACAGUGAGUGAAGGGGACAAAUGACUACCAUCGGCCCGUAAAACAGUGGCAUCAGAUCCCCUCUUUUCCCAGGGAAUUACCUCCAGGAGCGGCAGAGGAGAGGGGAGGCCUGCUCGCCUUAGUUCUGACCCACUCGCCUGAGUGCACGGUCUACACAACUCAAUGGCCCAAAAAGAUUGGGGGGCAGGGAACCCCCAAGGCUAACCCUGGCCUCAGAGGUCCCCGGCUACUUCUGCCCACACUUGCAUAUCUCAGGCCCAGGAGGGGGCUUCCUGCCCAGGGAAAUACCUUCCUGGGUCCUUUCUGCAGCGUUAAGGGCAUGAGUGGGGUGAGGUCCCCCCCUCCACCCCCAGGCCUGGAGCUUAUAACCCUCCUUUGCUGAGGUGUGAGACUCAGCCCUGUUCUGGGCCCCCAGCAGCUCCUGCACCAAGGCUUUGCCUUGAUUCCCCAGAGUGGGAAAGAUGAGAGAAGGAAAUAGGAAACUCUAUUAUGUGUGUGAGUUGUGGGGUUGGGUCAGGGAGAUGGGAGGAGGAGGGGUUGGGCUUUCUGUGGUUGUCCACAUCUUUCCUAAGUGCAUUUCCUUUGGUUCAGUUUUGUUCUGUUUUAUUUUUUUAUUUUUAAAGUGAGCUGUGGGCUUUGGCUUAGGAAAUCCGGGAUGGGGUGGAGGGCAGUAACCCGAGGCUGCUGUCCCUUUAGCUACCUGACCUCGGUGACAUCCUCUCCUCCAGCUCCUCUGACCCCAUGGGCCAGGCCCCUGACCUCCCGGCUUAACAGCUUCCAAUGAGCCACUUCUCCCACAUCAGCCUAGCUAACCAAAGGAGCUGGGGGUGCAGGGGUUGGUGAUCAGCCCCUCUCAGCCCAGUCAAUCAGGGUGCUCCCCACCUGCAGGCAGGAGGCAACACCCCAUAAGCCCAGCCCGCCCCUCCCUGGGGGAGCCUUCUUGUUGAGACUAGAUAGGUGGGGCCACACUUGGCCACCCCUGGCCCAGAGGCUUGAGAGACCUCUUGGAACCUUGUUUCUAGUUGUGUUUCCCCCCAGGGUGAGCCAAGGUCCCCUUGGGUGUGUUCAGGGGAGAAGAGUAGGGGAGGAAGGGAGAGAUGCCAUAUAUCCUGCAGUUCUGCCCUGCUGGAGUAGCUGGGCAGCUCCCUGAACUCCCACCCCUCUCCGCGGGUCCCCAAGUCAGCAGAUUAAGCAUUUUAUAAAUUGUAUUUUAAAUAAAUGUUUUAAACUUGUCAGA